AUGGUCAUGUUCGCCUGCGUUCUCCAUAUCAGCAUUGCUGCCUCCCACCGACGGUUCUCCGGGGCUGCCGCACGGCAAACCGCCUUCGACCAUUUCAUUUAUAUCAUCGCCCGCCGCCCCCCUCCCCCCCCCCCCACACACACGCACACACACAGACAGAAAUUAUGGAUUCGGCAGAGUCCUGACGUGGGCCUUGGUUCGCGCCACCGUCGCUACAGUUCCCACUGCUCGCUAGCACUAAUGAUAGGCGCCGCCCGUUUCCGUUUGGGUUCGGGAGCUCCUUCUCCGAUGGCAUCACUAUGGUUGGAUCCCGUUUCAUUAUUCGCGCGUUCUAGCGAAUUUGAAGCUUGCACAACGCUGCCUUCGGCCCCAUCCGAGAGGGCGGGCAAAGCGGGGCACACAUCCGCGUGCGUUCACCCAACCCCCUCCACCGCAGGCUGGUUUUCCUUGAUCCGCUCGCCUUGUCGGUCUCGGUGCUUUCUCCCCCUGCCGCCUCUUCCAUUCCAUGCCGAAAACGAGAAACCGCGCGGGGGUUGGGUCACAUUGUCAUUUGGUGUCUCCCCAAGGGUUUCCGACGCCCCAACAAAUACCCACCGGUGA
Messenger RNA from Trypanosoma brucei brucei TREU927, 600 nucleotides. RefSeq lists its product as hypothetical. NCBI's taxonomy places the organism in Eukaryota, Euglenozoa, Kinetoplastea, Trypanosomatida, Trypanosomatidae. Bases 1 to 600 code for a protein of 199 amino acids. The record is from RefSeq and is a predicted model, not a curated record. The transcript has a single exon.